This is a messenger RNA of Danio aesculapii, 3230 nucleotides long. RefSeq names its product estrogen receptor 1 (gene esr1). Lineage: Eukaryota; Metazoa; Chordata; Actinopteri; Cypriniformes; Danionidae. Gene Ontology annotation, biological process: steroid hormone receptor signaling pathway; regulation of DNA-templated transcription. Gene Ontology annotation, molecular function: steroid binding; DNA-binding transcription factor activity; zinc ion binding. The record is from RefSeq and is a predicted model, not a curated record. Gene Ontology annotation, cellular component: nucleus.
AUGCUUGCUGCGUGUGUGUUUCUGGUGAUGUCUGGAGGGCAGACCAGCGGAGAGGCUGUUGGUGCCAGGCAGCGACGCAGGACCAGCCCGAGUGCUGAGAGAGAAGCCCUGGAGGAACCUUCCUCGCCACCCGCUGCCCACAAACUCUCACCCAUGUACCCUAAGGAGGAGCACAACGUGGGGGGCAUCAGCUCCUCUGUCAACUACCUAGAUGGAGCUUAUGAGUACCCGAACCCCACACAGACCUUCGGCACCUCGUCGCCUGCAGAGCCUGCUUCAGUGGGAUACUACCCAGCUCCCCCAGACCCCCACGAGGAACAUCUCCAGACGCUUGGCGCUGGAUCCAGCAGCCCCCUCAUGUUCGCACCCUCCAGCCCACAGCUGUCCCCGUAUCUGAGCCAUCACGGAGGACACCACACCACCACUCAUCAGGUGUCCUACUACCUGGACUCUUCGUCCAGCACCGUCUACAGGUCCAGUGUGGUGUCCUCUCAGCAGGGAGCCGUGGGUCUGUGUGAGGAGCUGUGCAGUGCCACCGACAGGCAGGAGUUGUACACUGGAUCCAGAGCGGCCGGAGGCUUUGAUUCAGGGAAGGAGACACGCUUCUGUGCGGUCUGCAGUGACUACGCCUCUGGAUAUCAUUACGGAGUCUGGUCCUGUGAGGGAUGCAAAGCUUUCUUUAAGAGAAGCAUUCAAGGUCACAAUGACUAUGUUUGUCCAGCGACCAACCAGUGCACUAUUGACAGAAACCGUCGGAAGAGCUGCCAAGCAUGCAGACUGCGCAAGUGUUAUGAAGUAGGCAUGAUGAAAGGAGGUAUUCGUAAAGACCGCGGUGGGCGCACUGUCCGGCGUGAGAGGAGGAGAAGCAGUAAUGAAGAUCGAGACAGGAGCAGCAAUGAUCAGUGCAGCCGUGCUGGCGUGAGGACGACUGGCCCACAGGACAAGAGGAAGAAGCGCAGCGGUGGCGUGGUCAGCACUUUAUGCAUGCCACCUGACCAGGUGCUGCUGUUGCUGCUGGGGGCCGAGCCGCCCGCUGUCUGUUCACGACAGAAACACAGCCGGCCUUACACCGAGAUCACCAUGAUGUCCCUGCUCACCAACAUGGCUGACAAAGAACUCGUCCACAUGAUCGCCUGGGCCAAGAAAGUGCCAGGAUUCCAGGAUCUGUCUCUGCAUGACCAGGUUCAGUUGUUGGAGAGCUCUUGGCUGGAGGUGUUGAUGAUCGGCCUCAUAUGGAGGUCCAUACAUUCCCCUGGAAAACUCAUCUUUGCUCAGGAUCUCAUCUUGGAUAGGAGUGAAGGAGAAUGUGUUGAGGGCAUGGCUGAGAUUUUCGACAUGCUCUUGGCGACUGUGGCUCGAUUUCGGAGUCUCAAGCUCAAGCUGGAGGAAUUUGUAUGUCUCAAAGCCAUCAUACUCAUCAAUUCUGGUGCAUUUUCAUUCUGCUCCAGUCCAGUGGAGCCACUGAUGGACAACUUCAUGGUGCAGUGCAUGCUGGACAACAUCACUGAUGCCCUCAUUUACUGCAUCAGUAAAUCAGGAGCAUCGCUGCAGCUGCAGUCCCGUCGCCAGGCCCAGCUCCUCCUGCUGCUCUCACACAUCAGACACAUGAGCAACAAAGGAAUGGAGCACUUAUACCGAAUGAAAUGUAAGAAUCGAGUGCCGCUGUAUGACCUGUUGCUGGAGAUGCUAGAUGCUCAGCGGUUCCAGUCUUCAGGGAAGGUGCAGCGAGUGUGGUCUCAGAGCGAGAAAAACCCUCCAUCUACACCCACAACCAGCAGCAGCAGCAGCAGCAGCAGAAACAACAGUCCAAGAGGAGGAGCUGCAGGCAUUCAGCCCAACAGCGCCUGUCACAGCCAUAGCACUGACCCCUGACCUGUGCACUGCCACCAUAUAUACAAUCUGAAGAGCAGAAAUGAGGACUAGGGUUCAAAACAGUGCCGGAAUUGAAGUUCAGUCUCUUCUUGUGCCUUAUGAGAGUCUAAUAUUGAAACUGAGACAUUCGAAAGGGAAUUUGUUUGUAGAAGUCAAAAGUCAAAUCUUUAAAUAAGAAUAAGGGACCCAAACACUACAUAUUGAUGAUCUAUAUACGGUUGAUUUUACUGGGGUUUUGUGGAAGCUGAUUACAGGAAUUUGUUUUUCUCAUAGACUUAUGAAAAACACCAAAGUGGUGGAUUGAGAGAAACAGAGAGAGAUGCUAAUUCAUCUUUCAUUCUUUACAUCACAAACUCACGUAAAGCUCUCGUGCUGAUCAUAUGGCAGUCACAAAAUACUGGUUUAAUUUUCAAUAAAUUAAUAUAUUAUAAUAGUAUUUUAGUGUUAAACUAGUAUUUUGUGUUUUUAGGCUAUUUGAUUGUAAUAAAUGAUAUUAAUUCAAUGGUAAUUAUCCAUUUAUGACCUGGUAUCACACAUUUUUGAGCACAGAUUUUUGAGCAACCUUUAAAUGUUGAAUGCAGAAAUGAAAAAGUUGCACAUCCACACAGUAGGCUACCAAAAUACAGGUAAAUUACCUUUAAACGCUGCUCUGAUUUCCUCAUCUACAUUCUUAGUAAAGCCCAUGUUUGCAUUGCAAAAAAAAGAAAGAAAGAAAAAAAGAAGGGAUCAUUUUUUUUAAAAGUCCUUGCCAAUUUUAAGCCAAUUAUAACCAUUUGUUUUUGGUUCAAUUUGGAAUUUCCAUAACCUUGGCAGAGCUCGGGGGAUCAGAGUGAGCGCUCCUACCUGGCCCCACCCUGAUCCAGAAAGGGAUAAAUGAAAGCGCUCUGACUGAAUUUUAUGAUUGUUCCAGUAUUAUUACUGACAUGUUUAACUCUUUUUUUGUGUGUGUGUUUGUUUUUUGCUUCUACUUCUUUUAAUUUAAUUUUUAAUUUGUUAAAUAUGAGCUUGUUUUGUUUUUAAAAAAGGAUCCUGUUCACACACAAUCCCCUAAAAAGAUUAGUGAUGUUGCUUUUACAUGACAGUUUUUCAUGUUACUAAGCUUUUUAUCUAUAACAACAUGAUCACUGUAAUAUAAAGAGUGAACAGACAGAAAUCAGCCCAGGAGAAAAGUUACUCUUAGAACAAACGGGGAAACCACAUGAUUACUUGUAUAAGUGGUGUUAUGUUAAUAAAGUGAUUACUUUUCAUUGCGAUCAGGGAUAUAUUAUGGACACAAAUCCCUCUUCUAUUUUAAACGUUGAUAUGUAAUUUUAACUCUAACGGGGAAAGACUGCUCAGUGAUCAGUGGUCACAUUAUA